Hansenula anomala is the source of this 957-nucleotide messenger RNA. RefSeq names its product glycosyltransferase family 15 protein. The annotation marks the transcript as partial. The transcript has a single exon. NCBI's taxonomy places the organism in Eukaryota, Fungi, Ascomycota, Saccharomycetes, Phaffomycetales, Wickerhamomycetaceae. The record is from RefSeq and is a predicted model, not a curated record. Gene Ontology annotation, molecular function: alpha-1,2-mannosyltransferase activity. Gene Ontology annotation, biological process: protein N-linked glycosylation; cell wall mannoprotein biosynthetic process; protein O-linked glycosylation. Gene Ontology annotation, cellular component: Golgi apparatus; membrane.
AGAGAGAAUGGUGUUAUUUUGGUGUUUGCAAGAAAUAUAGAUCUUUACAAGUUGACCGAAACAAUGUGGUCAGUGGAACAAAGAUUUAAUAAGAAGUAUAAAUAUAACUGGCUAAUAGUUAGUGAUGCUUUACAUAACAGAAAUUUCAAAGCAACUGUUCUAUCGCUAUCUUCUGGAAAUGUUGAAUUUGCCAGAGUUCCAAGAUUAAACUAUCCCCCAAAUAUUGAUAAGGCAAGAAUGAAAGAUUCAAGAAAGGCAUUCAGACAACAAAGUAUAGUUUUCAGAAAGACAAUCAAGAUGAGACAUCAACAAAGAUUUUGGGCUAAAGAUAUAUUGUUUAUUGAACAAUUAGCUAAAUAUGAUUAUUUCAUGAGAAUUGAUCCUGGAGUUUUGUUGUAUUGUGAUGUUAAUUUUGAUUUUUUCAAGUUCAUGACUGAACAUCAAAGAACUUAUGGAUUUGGGUUUGCAAUGAAGGGGAAACAAGGUACGUUCCCUUCACUCUGGGAUGAUACUCUAGCAUAUAUCAAGGAGAAUCCAAAAGAUAUUCAUGAAAAUAAUAUGAUUGAUUUCAUUUCUGAUGAUAAAGGUGAAACUUUCAACACUUGUCAAUUCAGGGCUAACUUUGAAGUUGGUGAUUUAAGGUUUUUCAGAUCAGACAAGUAUAAGAAAUUAGCAGAAUAUCUCGAUAACAAAAAUGGGAUCUAUUACGAAGGUUGGGAUGAAUCCACUUUCCAUACAUUAGGUGUUGCAUUAUUAGAAGAUAGACAUAAAAUUCAGUUCUUCAACAACAUUGGCUAUAAUGACCGUGCUUCUGAUAAUUUGAAGUCAUGUCCAUUUGAUGAGUCAAUAAGAUUAGGGUCAAACUGUGUAUGUAACCCAUUAGAUGACCUGACAUGGAAUAGUAAUGCCGGUAGUUGUAUUGACAAAUUUUUCCAUGUGAAUUCAUUCCAAGUUCCA